Messenger RNA from Zingiber officinale, 5371 nucleotides. RefSeq lists its product as uncharacterized. Gene Ontology annotation, biological process: recognition of pollen; protein phosphorylation. Lineage: Eukaryota; Viridiplantae; Streptophyta; Magnoliopsida; Zingiberales; Zingiberaceae. The record is from RefSeq and is a predicted model, not a curated record. The coding region runs from base 21 to 5189 and encodes 1722 amino acids. Gene Ontology annotation, molecular function: ATP binding; protein kinase activity. The transcript has 13 exons.
UAAAGACUGAAGAAGGAAACAUGAACUCGAAGAAGCUACAGAGAAGCUUUCAGAACCAGAUGGAGAAGGAGAAGCAGUCUCUGCGCAUCCUCAUGAUCUCCCUCCUUUUCCUUGUAGAUUCAAUCCUUUGUGAUUCAAAUGACAGACUAACUCCCGGCCGAUUCAUGCCUUCCAAUGGCACCUUGAUCUCAGACGGCGGCGCCUUCGUUCUGGGCUUCUUCUCCCCGAAGACGACCACCGGCAGCAGCGACCUCUAUCUUGGUGUCUGGUACAACCUCCCUCAGAGGACCAUCGUAUGGGUCGCCAACAGAGAGAAACCGAUAGGCGACCCGUCCGCGACUCUCCUCUUCUCCAACGACGGCGACCUGCUCCUCGUCGAUUCCGAAGGAAGCACCUCCUGGUCGUCGAAUUCGUCAGGGAAUGGAACAGUGGCGCUGCUGCUGAACACAGGAAAUCUGGUGAUCAGAGACCACGACAGCAAUUUCGUAUGGCAAAGCUUUGAUCAUCCGACAGACACCCUUAUGCCGGGCAUGGAUCUUCGGUUCAGGUUCAGAGAUCGCUCCACCACUCUAAUCACCUCUUGGAAGGAUGCAGAUGACCCCUCUCCGGGGAACUUCACCUGCGGGAUCGAUGCAGACCCCUUUCUUCAGCUCAUCACAUGGAGAGGUUCAGAGAUCUACAGCAGGAGCCAAGCGUGGGGAAGUAGUGUAUUCACCACGUCCUCUCUCGGGCUAAGCUCCAACUCUGCGCUAUACUUGACAACGGUAGUCGAUGAAGACGAGCUUCUACUCACACUAACUCUACCAGAUUCAUCACUCUACACUAGGUACACACUGAACCAUGCUGGGCAGCUGCAACUCCUGAGUUGGAACUCCGAAUCGAAAUCUUGGCGAAUCAUUACGUCCAAGCCAACCAGCUGCCAAGUCUAUGGAUUCUGUGGUCAAUUUGCAUAUUGCGAUGACAAUGAACCAGUGCCAGUUUGCAGGUGUUUGGAAGGAUUCGAGCCCAAGUUGAAGAGUGCUUGGGAAGGUGGCAAUUAUUCGGAUGGUUGUUCGAGAACGAGAGCUUUGCGCUGCAGAGAGGGGUAUGACUUCCUCCAAGUGACAAGGAUGAAGUUGCCAGACAAGUUCAUAUUUUUGACAAACAAGAACAUGAGUGAGUGUAGGUCUGAGUGCAUGGAAAAUUGUUCAUGUACUGCUUAUACUUAUAGCAAUUUCAAUGUGGGGAACAAGACGAUCCAAAGGUGUUUGGUUUGGAUGGAAAACAUGAUUGAUGCAGAGGUAUUGAGAAGCAGGGGACAAGACUUGUAUUUGAAGCUUAUGAACUUGAAUUCAGGUACACCCGGUGGCAAGAGCAAUAAAAAGAAGAUAGUCAUUGAGGUAUCAGUUUUGGCAGCAAUCUUUUCCUUGGCUUGUGUCUUUGCUUCAUGGAAGUUCUAUGAGAAAACAACACUAAGUGAUUCGAGUUUGAGUCAUAUCUUUCAGAACCAUUUGUCUGAUUCUAAAGAAUUUAUAGAAGGGGAGACAAGUGAAGCUCCAGAACUGCCAUUGAUUAAGUUUGAAAGCCUGGUUCUCGCCACAGACAAUUUCUCUCAUUCAAAUAAGCUCGGACAAGGAGGCUUUGGUAUAGUUUACAAGGGCACGCUUCCUGGAGGCCAGGAGAUUGCAAUUAAAAGACUCAUGAAAGGAUCUGGACAAGGAUUAGUAGAGUUUAAAAAUGAGGUCGUUUUGAUUGCUAAGUUGCAGCAUAAGAACUUAGUCAGGCUACUUGGUUACUGCAUUCAUGGAGAAGAGAAAUUACUAGCUUAUGAAUACAUGCCCAACAAAAGCUUGGACCUCUUCCUAUUUGAUCCCACGCAAAAAACUAAGCUCGAUUGGGGGAAGAGAUUCAACAUAAUCAAAGGAAUCGCACGAGCACUUAUGUAUCUUCAUCAAGAUUCAAGGUUACGGAUUAUUCAUCGCGACCUUAAGGUCAGCAACAUUUUGCUUGAUAAGGAUAUGAAUCCCAAGAUAUCUGAUUUUGGCAUAGCGAGAAUCUUUGGAGGAAACCAGAAUGAAGCCAAUACAAAUAGAGUGGUUGGAACUUAUGGAUAUAUGUCGCCGGAGUAUGCAAUGCAAGGACAUUUUUCGGUGAAAUCCGAUGUCUACAGCUUCGGAGUAUUGCUUCUAGAGAUUGUGAGUGGCAUGCGGAUUAGUAGCUUUCAUCUUGUCAUGGACUUCCCCAAUCUCCUCGCUUAUGCAUGGCAACUAUGGAAUGAAGGCAACACAAGGGACUUCAUUGAUCCUUCGAUCGUAGACUCAUGUUGCCUAACUGAAGCAUUAAGAUGCAUCCUUGUGGGUCUCCUAUGUGUGCAGGAUGACCCGAGUGAUCGAUCAGCCAUGUCGUCGAUUGUUUUUAUGCUGGAAAAUGAAUCCACAAUCUCUUGUAAACCUAAAGAGCCAACAUUUUCUACCAAAAGAAACAUUAAUCUGGACAGAAAUGAUCCAUUAGACGAAAAGUUGGAGAUUUGCGGUAUCACCAUCACAACUUUAGAAGCUUCGGCAAAUGAUUGUGCAACACUUUGUUGUUUCUUGGAUAACCAUGAGAUCAUUGCUGAACCAAAAGAGAAACAGUAUCCCGAGGUCCUUUUCAUGUCGUCUAAGGAUCCACCGAGAUCACUAUCACAGAAGCAUGAACUCGAAGAAGCUACAAAAAAAAACAGCUUUCAGAACCAGAUGGAGAAAGAGAAGCGGUCUCUGCUCAUCCACACGAUCUUCCUCCUUUUGCUUGUAGAUCCAAUCCUUUGUGAUUCAAAUGACAGACUAACUCCCGGUCAAUUCAUGCCUUCCAAUGGCACCUUGAUCUCAGACGGCGGCGCCUUCGUUCUGGGCUUCUUCUCCCCGAAGACGACCACCGGCAGCAGCGACCUCUAUCUUGGUGUCUGGUACAACCUCCCUCAGAGGACCGUCAUAUGGGUCGCCAACAGAGAUAAAGGCGUCCCGUCCGCGACUCUCCUCUUCUCCAACGACGGCGACCUGCUCGUCGUCGAUACCGAAGGAAGCACCUCCUGGUCGUCGAAUUCGUCAGGGAAUGGAGCAGUGGCGCUGCUGCUGAACACAGGAAAUCUGGUGAUCAGAGACCACGACAACAAUGUCGUAUGGCAAAGCUUUGAUCAUCCGACAGACACCCUUAUGCCGGGCAUGAAUCUUCGGUUCAGGUUCAGAGAUCGCUCCAGCACUCUCUUCACCUCUUGGAAGGAUGCAGAUGACCCCUCUCCGGGGAACUUCACCUGCAGGAUCGAUGCAGACCCUUUUCUUCAGCUCAUAACACGGAGAGGUUCAGAGAUCUACAUCAGGAGCCAAGUGUGGGGAAGUAGUUUAUUCACCACCUCUCUCGGACUAGGCUCCAACUCUGUGCUAUACUUGACAACGACACCCACUGUAGACGGACUUCUACUCAAACUAGCUCUAUCAGAUUCAUCACCCUACACUAGGUACACACUGAACCAUUCUGGGCAGCUGCAACUCCUGAGUUGGAGCUCCGAAUCGAAAGUUUGGCAAAUCAUUACGUCCACGCCAACCAGCUGCCAAGUCUAUGGAUUCUGUGGUCAAUUUGCAUAUUGCGAUGACAAUGAAACAGUGCCAGUUUGCAGGUGUUUGGAAGGAUUCGAGCCUAAGUUGAAGAGAGCCUGGGAAGGUGGCAAUUAUUCGGAUGGUUGUUCGAGAACGAGAGCUUUGGGAUGCGGAGAGGGGUUUGACUUCCUCCAAGUGACAAGGAUGAAGUUGCCAGACAAAUUCAUGUUUUUGAGGAGCAAGAACAUGAGUGAGUGUAGGUCUGAGUGCAUGGAAAAUUGUUCAUGUACUGCUUACGCUUAUAACAAUUUCGAUGUGGGGAACAGGACGAUCCAAAGGUGUUUGGUUUGGAUGGAAAACAUGAUCGAUGCAGAGGUAUACAGAAGCAGGGGACAAGACUUGUAUUUGAAGGUUAUGAACUUGAAUUCAGGUACAUCCGGUGGCAAGAGCAAUAAAAAGAAGAUAGUCAUUGAGGUAUCAGUUUUGGCAGCAAUCUUUUCCUUGGCUUGUGUCUUUGCCUCAUGGAAGUUCUAUGAGAAAACAACACUAAGUGAUUCGAGUUUGAGUCAUAUCUUUCAGAACCAUUUGUCUGAUUCUAAAGAAUUUAUAGAAGGGGAGACAAGUGAAGCUCCAGAACUGCCAUUGAUUAAGUUUGAAAGCCUGGUUCUCGCCACAGACAAUUUCUCUCAUUCAAAUAAGCUCGGACAAGGAGGCUUUGGUAUAGUUUACAAGGGCAUGCUUCCUGGAGGGCAAGAGAUUGCAAUUAAAAGACUCAUGAAAGGAUCGGGACAAGGAUUAGUAGAGUUUAAAAAUGAGGUCGUUUUGAUUGCUAAGUUGCAGCAUAAGAACUUAGUCAGGCUACUUGGUUACUGCAUUCAUGGAGAAGAGCAAUUACUAGCUUAUGAAUACAUGCCCAACAAAAGCUUGGACCUCUUCCUAUUUGAUCCGACGCAAAAAACUAAGCUCGAUUGGGGGAAGAGAUUCAACAUAAUCAAAGGAAUCGCAAGAGCACUUAUGUAUCUUCACCAAGAUUCAAGGUUACGGAUUAUUCAUCGUGACCUUAAGGUCAGCAACAUUUUGCUCGAUAAGGACAUGAACCCCAAGAUAUCUGACUUUGGCAUGGCGAGGAUAUUUGGAGGAAACCAGAAUGAAGCGAACACAAAUAGAGUGGUUGGAACUUAUGGAUGUAUGUCACCGGAGUAUGCAAUGCAAGGACACUUUUCAGUGAAAUCCGAUGUCUACAGCUUCGGAGUAUUGCUUCUGGAGAUUGUGAGUGGCAUGCGGAUUAGUAGCUUUCAUCUUGUCACGGACUUCCCCAAUCUCCUCGCUUAUGCAUGGCAACUAUGGAAUGAAGGCAACACAAGGGACUUCAUAGAUCCUUCCAUCGUACACUCAUGUUGUCUAACUGAAGCAUUAAGGAGCAUCCAUGUGGGUCUCCUAUGCGUGCAGGAUGACCCGAGUGAUCGAUCAGCCAUGUCGUCAGUUGUUUUCAUGCUGGAAAAUGAAUCCACAAUCUCUUCUAAACCAAAAGAGCCAACAUUUUCUACCAAAAGAAGCAUUAAUCUUGACAGAGAUGAUCCAUCAGCUGAAAACUUGGAGAUUUGCAGUAUGACCAUCACAACUUUAGAAGGCCGCUAGAGUGCAAACUCAUCGUCGUCCUCGAACUGUGUUCGUCGCAGAUAUUUGAAGUCAGACUACAUGGAUUUUAACUUUGAUGUUUCUUUUCAAAUUCCAGUAGUAGAGACUGUACUUGCUUAUAUCUGAUUUCAAUUGUGAUUGGUAGAGAUCAAAUUUAAUGUGAUUUAGAAGCAAAGCUAAUU